Darwinula stevensoni is the source of this 6666-nucleotide messenger RNA. NCBI's taxonomy places the organism in Eukaryota, Metazoa, Arthropoda, Ostracoda, Podocopida, Darwinulidae. The record is from the annotation of a GenBank genome assembly.
AUGGACCUGGCGAGGAGGGUGGUCGCUUGCCAACACCCAAGUGGGAGCAAGGCCAGAAGGAUCGUGGAUGAAUUGCUCGGUGGGGAUGACAAACGGUGCCCACCUCUUGGCUCAGUGGUGGCCACUAGCCUCCUCUCGUAUUCCACGUGCCUGAUCCCAGAUGGGUCUGCCGCCUCGGCGAGACUCCUGUGGGACCCUCCACCGGUUGCCCUCCCACGUGAGGAGUGGAAGGCAUGGCGCCCACCGCAGUUCGAAGGACUUGCUGCAUCUUGGGCCUUGCACCCCGAGAACAUCUCCGGGGAUUUCUCUGGCUUGACCGAAGAUCAGGAGGAGCUGAAAUGGCUCGUCGAGGAGACCGUGUCUCGGUCCCCGGAAGGGGGGAAGGACUCCCUGAGCCUCGCGGUCAAGUCCUGCCUGCACCGGGUGCUGGAGACGGUCUUCGCCGUCGAGCGGACCCUGGAGACGAACGUGGAGUUCCUGACCCUGCGGCUGGACUGGGCCAAGGCCGUCGUCGACAUGCUGCUGCUCAUCGACAGCAGCGUCCACCGCGGUGCGCUAAGAACCGUGCUGGGGCGGCUCUCCAUGUUCAGCCAGAAGAUGACGGAGUGGAGUCUGCUGGGGAGCAAGGAGGCGAUCCUGGAAGACGCGAUCCUGGACAACUGCGUGCCGCUGUGCCACGUCUUCCUCGAGGGGAAGUAUUACAUCCGGGGGACGAUCAGGGGCUUCAUCGAGUCGUUCGCCACCGACUGGGCCGUGCGGCUCGCCACGGGCGGAGACGUCAACAAGGCCUGCAUGGUUCUCAGGAACACCGGCUUGGAGCCAUGGGAAACUCUGACAGAUAUCUGGAAGCGGUCCGAUGAUUCUGUGGUCCGAGAAGAACUGCGUGAUCUUUUUCAACGAGAGGCUCCUGCUGGAGUUUACAAGGAAGAAGAUGAGCAGCAUUUCCAGAUGCUUCAGUACUUAUUGAAGACAGUUACCAACCCCGAAACAGUGCGGAAUGUCACGUUGCAGACGCUGGAAGGACUGAGCGAGGAAGAGAAGCACACGCUCCUCCUCACUCAUAUCCCCUGCACAGGUGAAGGCAUGGUGAAAUUUGUGCCUGGAGAGGCCAUAUGGCAAUACUUGGUGAGAAGUGGCGACAAGGAAACACUCGUGAGGUGGAUCACGACCGCUUCGGAAAAUGCAGUCUUUCCGUUCUGCACGAGAAUCUCUGAGGACAUGGUGGAACUCGCCACGUCGUCUCAGGAAGCUCGCUAGUUCGAAGGACUUGCUGCAUCUUGGGCCUUGCACCCUGAGAACAUCUCCAGGGAUUUCUCUGGCUUGACCGAAGAUCAGGAGGAGCUGAAAUGGCUCGUCGAGGAGACCGUGUCUCGGUCCCCGGAAGGGGGGAAGGACUCCCUGAGCCUCGCGGUCAAGUCCUGCCUGCACCGGGUGCUGGAGACGGUCUUCGCCGUCGAGCGGACCCUGGAGACGAACGUGGAGUUCCUGACCCUGCGGCUGGACUGGGCCAAGGCCGUCGUCGACAUGCUGCUGCUCAUCGACAGCAGCGUCCACCGCGGUGCGCUAAGAACCGUGCUGGGGCGGCUCUCCAUGUUCAGCCAGAAGAUGACGGAGUGGAGUCUGCUGGGGAGCAAGGAGGCGAUCCUGGAAGACGCGAUCCUGGACAACUGCGUGCCGCUGUGCCACGUCUUCCUCGAGGGGAAGUAUUACAUCCGGGGGACGAUCAGGGGCUUCAUCGAGUCGUUCGCCACCGACUGGGCCGUGCGGCUCGCCACGGGCGGAGACGUCAACAAGGCCUGCAUGGUUCUCAGGAACACCGGCUUGGAGCCAUGGGAAACUCUGACAGAUAUCUGGAAGCGGUCCGAUGAUUCUGUGGUCCGAGAAGAACUGCGUGAUCUUUUUCAACGAGAGGCUCCUGCUGGAGUUUACAAGGAAGAAGAUGAGCAGCAUUUCCAGAUGCUUCAGUACUUAUUGAAGACAGUUACCAACCCCGAAACAGUGCGGAACGUCACGUUGCAGACGCUGGAAGGACUGAGCGAGGAAGAGAAGCACACGCUCCUCCUCACUCAUAUCCCCUGCACAGAUGAAGGCAUGGUGAAAUUUGUGCCUGGAGAGGCCAUAUGGCAAUACUUGGUGAGAAGUGGCAACAAGGAAACACUCGUGAGGUGGAUCACGACCGCUUCGGAAAAUGCAGUCUUUCCGUUCUGCACCAGCAUCUCUGAGGACAUGGUGGAACUCGCCACGUCGUCUCAGGAAGCUCGCUGUGCACUAGCAAGUCGAGGGCUAUUUCCAUCUGGAGCCCGCAAUGACUUGCAGACCCUGCUGACUCUGGUGUGCGAGAUCUCCGCUUUCUCCCUCACCCCAACCCCUUUCCAUUGCGAAGGGACUUGGUACCCUUGGGAUCUCUUUGUGGAGAACCUCACUUCCUUCAUCGUGACAGAACAGCUUCAGCCCGUCUUUCCUCUUGUCAUGGCUGCCCUUCACAAAUACGGGAAGUUUCCAGAAUCAAAAGACAUUCUACCCAAGACUGCCAAAACAUUUCUGGCCUCAGCUGUGAGGCUGUGGCAGGACGAGGGGAACCCCGAGGCCCUGGCCAGCUUCAUCCGCCAUGGAUUCCUCCACAAGAGGGAGGAGAAGUGGAUCGCCCCGCACCUCCUCGCGCUCGGCCUGCUGUGUCCUGCGCAGCCGCAGAGCCUCGACGGGCAGACGUGGAGAAGCGUGAAUAAGUUCAAGGGAUUCACCCAGGAUGGGUCUUCCUCGCAGCCGGUCACCCUUUCGGAGUUCCUCCCUCCUUUGCCUCCUUUGAAGGACAUAUCAUGCUCCUUGGCGGAGCUGGCCGGUCACCGAUGGAGCGCUCCGAAGCCCGGGAGACCCGAGUUCUUCCUCGACAAGGACCGACCUUCCUUCGCCUUCCUCGCGUCUCUUGUGACUCCUCGUGGUGACGGAGGACUCAACCUGCACAGCUCUCAAUACGAAUCCCAGGUGACUCUGCGAGCGUUUCAGGAAAUGUGUCGGCCCUCCGGUCCGUCCGGCCACGUCGUCCCGGUCCCACCCGUGCCGCACGAAGUGGGAGAUUGGGGAAAUGUGUCUUGGGAGGAGAUUGCUAUCGACUGCGUUCGAUCUCGGAACCGGCUCCCCCAAGUGUGCCGCUGGGCCGCAUCUCGGAACCAUUGGCCGCUUCUCGUCUCCCUCUCUGCCGUCUUCUCCUUCCCGCAGGAUCAAGUGAUAGAGUGCUUGAAGGAACUGCCAAGUCGAGUGCUGGGAGAGAACUUGGAAUUCGCCCUCGGGAUCCCUCUGAAAAGUGAGACGCCUUCCGCAAACACGUCUCGUGGUCGGCUCUACUCGCGGAUCGGCGUUUCUCCCGAGAAGCUGCCGGGCUCGGGAUUCGGCAGUCCUGGCUCCAGCGACGCAGGGAGCCUGUUCGAAGAACUCGCCUCGGACGCGUCCCUGGCGAAGCCGCGGAUCCCGGGGAGUCCGUCAGACCUCUUCGCCACGAUUCUCGACGCCCAGCACGACCCUCGUCCCGGACCCCGUCUCCUUCGACUGACCUUUGACCUCAAGAAUCCUUUGCUUGCAGUUCUUGCAACCUGCUUUCAGGAUGUGGAUUGGGUGGACUGUGCAUGCUGCUGGCUUGCGGCCUCCUUGGGUCUAGAGAAGCCGGUGGAGCCGUGGGGCUGGGCCACACUCACUGACCAGUGUCGUCUAUGCGUCCGCAGGGGACACUUGAGCACGCUUUACGAGGCGUUUCGAAUCUUCCUCCAUGACUAUCCAUUGACAACCACAAUCCAGUACCUGCAGGACUUCUCCCUGACGAGGACCGUUUCACCUGGGUCCCCCAUACCUGCCGAAGGAGGCAACCUGUCGAAGGAAGAGGAGGAUUGCUGCUACCAGAUCCUGUUGGAGUUCCUCAGCCAUGAGUGUUUCUCAUGGGAGGAGUGCUCCACGCUCCUUGCUUCGUUCCGUGACAUUCUUCCUGACCAAUCUGCAGACCUGAAAGAGCUGGAGAAGCUGAGCUCAUGUCUUCACUCGUGGGACACGAGUCCGCAGGAUCACCCCGAUCUCUUUGGCUCCAUGGAGGCAAGGAAGGAGAGAAGCCAGGAGAUCUGGCAUCGGUUUCUACAAGCCGGGGACCUCGAGCGAGCGCGACGACUCGGCCGCAUCUUUGGUUUCCCGGGUGACCAGAUCGCUACCGUCCAGAUCCUGCGGAAACGGGCAGUGUUGCCGGAAGGCACCUGUCUCAAGGCGUGCCUGCAGUUCUGGAUCGACGAGGUUCGGAUCCUUCCAGCCACCCUGAUUCAACAGGAUCUCUCUCAUCUGUCUCCAUGGGAAAUUGAAGGUGAUUCAGUAAUACUCUACAUAAUUCUUGAUGUGGCCAAAGCCAUCAUGCAGGAACUCAAUCUUUGGCAUUUCCUGGAAUCUGCUCUCAGCAACCCCUGCCAUGAAAUCUUCCAGUUGGAAGAAAAAUGGAUUGUUGCAUCAGAAAUGAAUACCAGGUUCUGGCCCCUCAGAUCUCUUGGGUGUCGCCUCGGAACUCAAUUGCCGAGCGUGUUGCGAACCGUGUUGCUUUUAGACGUGCUAGUUGAGGCUCUUGACCAGCUCAUCUAUACCAUCGGCAUGCUGCUGUGGAGAAGGUCAGGGUCACCCGAUCCCAUUCUCAUCGAUGCACACAUCCAGGCAUUACUUAUCGAUCCGCAAUCCCAAGAGUUGGUGGAGAAGGUGCUGGAAGGGAGCGGACUGUUUGGACGGGGAGAGAUCCCCCUUUCGCAGGAUCUUCCCUGGGAUCUUCGAGGCUCCCAGUCACAGCCGAGGACCGAAGGGCAUGACCAGGCUGCACUCUUGGCCUUGAAUCAUGCCCUUGAGCAAGGUCAUCUACCCAGGGCAUGUCUCUAUGCAUGGAGUUAUGGCCUUCAGUCUGAGGAGCUGGAGGGGUUGGUAGAGGCAGUGAAGGAAGCCGAGGCAGAGCGGCCUAUCCCUCAACUACUAAGCAAAGGAAGGAUCUUGGAAGCCAUCAAUGUUGGAGCUCGGGCUGCCCAGGCAUUACAUAUACCAUAUUCUGAAUUGGUGGAGGAGUCCCGUGGUUCGCCGAACGUCAUCCUCGCUCGGCUCCUGGAGCAGGAGGAGUUUGGACUGGCUGGAGGGUUUGUGCGAGCCCUCACUCUUCCCCCCAGCGUUGUCAAUCAUGCCCUUCAUCUUCAGAUCGUCUUGUUUGCCUCUCUCUCGCAAGUUCAAUUUAUAAACUUUUUCAACACUCAUCAGGAAUUGGUGGAGGAGUCCCGUGGUUCACCAAAUGUCAUCCUCGCUCGGCUCCUGGAGCAGGAGGAGUUCGGACUGGCAGGAGGGUUUGUGCGAGCCCUCACUCUUCCCCCCAGCGUUGUCAAUCAUGCCCUUCAUCUUCAGAUCGUCUUGUUUGCCUCUCUCUCGCAAGGGCUUGACGAGGAUGGGGAGGAGAAAUUGGAGUCGCUGCUUCGCCUGUCCUCGGAUCCCCUCGGUCUCGGGGAGAGCCUGCUGGGGGAGGCCCAUGACACCCUGGCUGGAGACGCCAAGACGAGCGUGGGGCUGACCAUCGCAGCCAGCCGGUGCUUCAUGCGGGUCUGCUCCAUCGAGGGGCUGUCGGCCGUCCUCCGCCUCUCCCGCUCCAUCGCUGCUAAGCUUGCCGCUGCUCAGCUCUGGUCUCUUAUGGUACAACUGCUGAUCGGUGUGGGGAGAUUCACAGAGAUGUCUUACAUCUAUCAAAUCUUGAGGGAGAACCAACAGAGUGAAGUCCUCCUGCGGCGUGGACUUGAGAAGCACGGUGGGCUGAGGACGUCCUUGUUGGCCUACGUGAAGCGAGAGUGUCCCGGGGACCACGACCUAUACCAGCUGGUCGCCCUCACGUUCCUCCUCUACCGGGAAGUGUCUCAGAGCUGGGAGGGCGAGGGGAUCGGGAAGAUCUCCCAGCUGAUGAGCCGCAAGAGCCUGCUCAACGAUGCCCACUCCAAGUCCCUCCUCAAUGCUGCCCUCAGCUCUUUCACCCAUGCUGCAGAGUACUAUGUCCAGGCGGAGUACCUAUCAAAAGCGAUGGAAUGCUCGUCACAGGCCUGCCUUGUGGCCUUGCAGCUGAACCUUCUGAACAGGGUGGCGGUCGACGGCGUCGCUCCGUGCGUGUUGCGUCUUCAACCGGACAAGUUCUUGGCCGUUCUCACCGCCCCGCGUCUUCUUAGCUUCCGCGAGGCAGAGCUGGCGUCCCAGGCGUACCCUUGCCACGCGGUCGACUGGAGCCUGGUCCUGUUCCAUCAAGUUGUCGUUCAUGGAGACCAGAAUUAUUUGAAGGACUUUGUCAAGUCGCAGCCUCUGCAUGCUUCCCUCAUGCAUGGGAUCACCAAUCGGGCACUGGCCGAGGGAGAAAUCUCGGAAGAAAGGAGGAGGAACGUGCAGUUCCUCUUGGACCACUGCGACGACAUGGAGGCAGUCCUCCGGGCCCACCGCGAUCUCAAUCUUCCUCGGACGUUUGGAAAUUCCGAUCCCGACCUGGCUUACUUCCGUGACCUGGGCCUUCUUUAGGGCCUUCUCGCGGAUAAAGGUCGGAGCACUCUCUUUCACUCUAAUUGCUCUUUGAUUCUAUGAUGGAGCAUGUGCCCCUUUUGCAGUGUUUACCAAAAUGUGUGAUAUAAUGUACUUCAAUGCAAG